UGGAUAUCAGACGUGCAACACUUGCCUGGAUACAAUGCUGUUCAAGGUGCUGCUGCUCUCAUUGUUGCUCUGCUUGAGUGGCUGCGCGGCUAAGCCACACUUGCUGGCCGCCACGCCAGUUGGCUAUGCAACGCCAGCUGGCAGCUGGCUAGCUGCGACGGCAGCUGCAGUGCCAGUUGCUGCCACGCCCGCAGCCUACUAUCCGGCCUAUGCGUCGUAUGCGUACGCGCCUGUCUAUUAUGGCUCAUACGCCGCGUAUCCCGCCUACUAUCCAUACUUCAGACGCUGAGCCUGUUGCUGUUUGAUAUAUACUUGAUAUAUAUAAAUGAGCAGCGCUGUAUUGUCGAACGACAAAAUUGAUUACAUUUUGUCUGAGUGUGUGUGUGUGUGUGUGUGUCUGCCUGUGUGCGUGUGUGUGUGAGCGCGUGAAAAUCUCAUAUUUUACGCUGUUUUUGCGUUGAUUCGAUUUGGCGGCUGCUGUAAAUAAAAUAAAAACAGUUAUGAAAUCAACACACACACAUACACACAUACAUGCAUAC
Molecule: messenger RNA, 539 nt
Organism: Drosophila hydei
Lineage: Eukaryota; Metazoa; Arthropoda; Insecta; Diptera; Drosophilidae
Exons: 2
Coding region: 35-289 (84 amino acids)
Source: RefSeq, a predicted model, not a curated record